CACGUUAGUUCAUAUCAUGCAUCGGGAAACCGAGCUGGCCGUCAAGAGACAGCUUUGAAUCCUCACCAUAACUAUUUCUUGCUGGCAGACAAUGGUACUUCGGGUAAGUUUGGUAGCGAACUUUGCCUUCGUCGACGCCUGGAACAAUAUCUGGCCCAGCAACCGAUUGAUAUGCGGCGAUAUGGUGAGUGGCUGAUAUUCAUUCUUGCCUUAGCCUCUCUAUAUAGGUGGCUUGAUUGGCAGUAG
This is a messenger RNA of Protopolystoma xenopodis, 246 nucleotides long. NCBI's taxonomy places the organism in Eukaryota, Metazoa, Platyhelminthes, Monogenea, Polystomatidea, Polystomatidae. The record is from the annotation of a GenBank genome assembly.